AUGGCAAAGACGCACCUGAUCUCUACCGCGAGACAAGCGAUCAAAGAAAGCCCAAAAGAAAUAUUCAACUGGUACCUAUUCUUUUGCUGUGCAAUCAUCAGUUUUAGCGGCGUCGCGAAAGGCACUGCAAGCAACAUCGCCAGCAUCGUGGUGAUGCCGGCAUUCAAAGAGCGAUUCCACAUAGCUCACCAGUCCGAGGCCGAGUACGCCGACACCAAAGGCUGGAUCGUGUCAAUUGCUACGGCAGGAGCAGUGUUUGGGUGUCUUUCGUGCACGUGGUGUAACUCCCACUUCGGUCGUAAGAUCACGCUACAGAUAUACACAGUGAUCUACAUUGCCGGGAUCUUUGGCCAGACAUUCAGCGGCGGCUCUCUUGCUGCUCUCUAUGUCAGCCGCAUCAUCAGUGGUUUCGGGAUUGGAGGGACGACGAUUGUGCCCAGCGUUUAUCUUGCAGAGAUCGCCCCCAAGUCCAUUCGAGGCCUCAUCACGAUCCAGUACGCUUCCUGCCAGCAGCUGGGUGUUGUCUUCGGAUUCUUCUUCAAUUAUGGCAUCACCAAGAGCUUUGCAGGGACUCAAACUCAAUGGCAGCUCCCAACAGCGCUUCAAAUUGUGCCUGCGGUAAUCUGGGGAGUCGGAACAUUCUUCGUGGCAGAAUCUCCUCGAUGGCUCCUCUCCGUAAACAAACGCAGCGAUGCUAUUCGCAGCUUAGAGCGGAUCCGCCAUCUUCCAAGAGAACAUCCUCUCCUAGUUGGCGAGCUCGGUGCGAUGGACGUCCAGCUGGAGAAUGAGAUUGAGUCUGUUGCCGGAGCCAGCCAGCUCGAUCUCCUCAAGGAGACGUUGGCUACGCCAGAGAACAGACGCCGCUUCAGCCUGAUGUUCCUGGCUCACACAUUUGGGCAAUGGUCAGGUGCUAACGCCAUCACUCAGUACUCACCGACCAUCUUUGGCUAUCUCGGAGUGGCAAGCGGCGACACGACGUUCCUGGCUACUGGGCUCUACGGUGUUGUCAAGUUCGCUUCCGUUCUGAUCUUCAGUGUCUUUGUGGUGGACUUUGUCGGUCGUCGACGAUCCUUGCUUACUGGUAUCAUCCUCCAAACCGCCACCCUAAUCUUCAUCGCCGGGUAUCUCGGAGCCACGACAGGAAUGACGGCAGCGGAGAUUGAAGACGACGGAAAUCUCGUACGAGCGAGCACAGCGGCCAUUGUUGCAAUCUACCUUCACGCUGUGGCAUGGUCGAUUGGCUGGUUCUCCUUGCCGUACCUCAUCAACUCUGAGAUCUUCCCGACUCGGAUCCGCUCCUUCAAUGUAUCAAUCUUCAUGGCCCUGCAUUGGGCGUACUACUUCGGAUGCUCGCGAGCCAUGCCGAGCUUGCUUGCUGCGACUGACCGCUAUGGGGCAUUCAUAUUCUUCGCCAGCAUCUGUGCGUUGUCGCUGGUGUUUGCAUUCUUGUGCAUGCCCGAGACAGCAGGGAGAUCAUUGGAAUCUCUGGACUUACUAUUCGAGCGGCCUCUGCAUACCGUCUGGAAGGUGGCUUAUCCAAGCACAGAGGAUGUGAUCGAUGAUGCGAUCGUUGGCCAAAAGGCUUUGGAGGCGGACGAUGCAUUCCACGUGGAAAUCAGGUAUUGA
Molecule: messenger RNA, 1626 nt
Organism: Zasmidium cellare ATCC 36951
Lineage: Eukaryota; Fungi; Ascomycota; Dothideomycetes; Mycosphaerellales; Mycosphaerellaceae
Exons: 6
Coding region: 1-1626 (541 amino acids)
Biological process (GO): carbohydrate transport; transmembrane transport
Cellular component (GO): membrane
Molecular function (GO): carbohydrate:proton symporter activity
Source: RefSeq, a predicted model, not a curated record